This is a messenger RNA of Erigeron canadensis, 1724 nucleotides long. RefSeq lists its product as uncharacterized. NCBI's taxonomy places the organism in Eukaryota, Viridiplantae, Streptophyta, Magnoliopsida, Asterales, Asteraceae. The transcript has 3 exons. The record is from RefSeq and is a predicted model, not a curated record. Bases 44 to 1513 code for a protein of 489 amino acids.
AACAUCAAAAUUUUCCCUCUAUCAUCCCCAUCUGUUUGUGAAAAUGUCCCAAAGAAAUUCUUGCAAGAAAAACCAACUCCCCAAUAUUACUCUCCGCAGAUCUACCAGAUCUCUGCCAACUAAACCUCCUGAUCCGGAAGUUAUUUUCCGUAGAUCUCCAAGAUUUCGAAAAGUCGAACCCCAUGAUUCUGUUAACCCGAAAACCCCCUUGGUAAAGUCGAACCCCCUUCAAUCACCUUUUGUAUCCACCAGAAGAAAGAGAAGUAACAAAAACCCAAAAGAACAAGUUUCUGAAAAAUCAAAUCUUGAAAGAAAUAGGGAACUAGGAAGGCGAAUGACACGUAGUUGUAGCAAAGAUAAUGAUAUAAUUGCAAAAAAGAUUGACUAUGGUGAUUCAACUGGAAAUAUGAGUGUUUGUAAAACUAGAGAAGUAUCUAAAUGUUUAAGGGUCAAGCCAUUGAAUAAGAAUAAAGUGAAAGAGAAUGAGAAAUGUAGGAAAGAUGACAGUGAACGAGAUGAUGAAGGCGUUGUUUAUGGUAAGGUGAAUGAAGAGGUUUUGUUAGUCAAAGAAUGUCAUGUUUUGGAUGACAGGUUAUGUGAAAAGGAAAUAGAUAUUGAAGGACUGGCGAAAAGGGUUGGGGUUAAAAGAAAACGAGGUCAUAAAGAGAAAGGUGUUGGGAUUGGUAAAGGUUGGACUAAGGAUCAAGAGUUAGCACUGGAGAGAGCUUAUUUAACUGCUAAACCUACUCCACAUUUCUGGAAGAAGGUUUCUAGGAUGGUGACUGGAAAAUCCGCGCAGGAAUGUUUUAACAAAGUACAUUGUUGUCAAUUAACUCCCCCACAACCUCGGACACGUUCCAGAGCUGUAGGUUUAGUUUCACACAACAGCAACUUGUCUCCAAGUAAACUGCUCGAUUCUCCAUUUCAGAAGGCCAAAAGGCCUUGUAACCGUAAGAAGAAGAGCCAUAUAUUACAAAGAACUGUAAGACACAUGUUGCAAAAGCAGUCUAAAGUGGAAAAGGAUUCUGAAGCAGACCUUUUUUUAGUUCUGGAACCAACAUCAAAUCCAACUCAACGACUAGUUACGACUCCAGACUGUGCUAAGUUUAAGGUUGUAUUUCCUAAAAAAUGGCAUGAGGGAUCUUCAACAGCUCGUAAAAAGAGCCAUUCAAGAUUUAGUAGCUCACAUGAAACACCUAUUAUCAGCCCUCCAGUUCUGAAGCCGGUUAAAAACAUGGUUUUACAUGAAAAGUAUAUUGAUCAGCUAAACUGUAGAGAAGCUAAUAGGAGGGCCAGAUCUACAAAGCAAGAAAAGCUUCACAAAAGCAAAGGAGGAACGCAUGACAGUUCUGUUCAAAGAAAGGAAGCAAUCAAGGCUGCAAAGUUUGCCUUAGUAUUUGAUGCAAAAGAUGCAAUUAAUAAGUUCCAAGAUCAACAGGCCAGGGCAUUGAGCAGCAUCUUUGAUGAUGAAAUCGGCUCAGAUGAUGAGGAGGAUGGUCAGGAUUUGUUCUAAACCUCUAAUCAUAUAUUUCUGUUUUUAUUCGUUGUAUUCUAUGCUGAAAUAUAUCUCACAUCAUAAGGCUACGUUAUCUUCUGAUUUAGAGUUUCUUUGUAUAGCAUGAGUCAUGACCGAUGUGCGAUUUUCACCUUUAGGGUGAUAUUAACUUUAACAGUGAGACAUCUGAGUUAUGUAUAUUGCAGCAUUAGUCUUCGUUGAUACUUUA